AUCUACUCCGAACGUAGAUCGACACUAUAUUAUUUAAUUUCACAAAAUUAAAUAUCUCGUUGAAAUUAUAAUUGGUCAAAGUCCGUUGACCGGGCAUAGAUUCCAACAGGGUGGUGGUUACUGCUAUGGGUUUUAUUUGAUGAAUUCAAAGUUGGAAAUUGAUACUAGAUUGGAAAAUAAGUCAAAGUAAUUUUAGUAGAAUAUACAACAGUUAUUUGGUUUGGUUUGUAAUAUUAGGAGUAAAUGCCAAAAUUGGUCCUAAAUAUAUGGUUAUUUUAUGUUUUUAGUCUUAAACAUUAUCUUUUGGAUUUUUUGGUCCUGAACAAAUGGAAAUUUGAUCAUUUUUGUCCUGUACUAACUAUUCCGUUAAAAACUAACGGUCAACGCCGAUUUUGACCAAAUUAAAUUUUUAAUUCUUUUUUUAAUUCUGUUGCAUAAAAUUUCUCUCCCCUUCUUCCAUCGGAAGCUCCAUUUUCGUUCGUUAAAGAUGAUCCUGGACAUUGCUGUAGCUUGGCCUUUUUUUAUGUCACAAAACAAAAUUCCGUUUUUUGUUCAAAUAUGGAGAGCUGUAGCUUUAUAUAUGGCGUAUCCAAUUUCUACUCAUCACUCUCCCCUUCCUCUCCAAUGCCUUUUCUCUCCAUCGCCCACAACAAUGCCGCACCAGAAAACUGGGGCUUCACCUCCUAUGAUCAUCUCAUCGAUCUCAGCGCCGCUGUUGAAUCCGACGAUCAGGACUCCUCCGACAUGCAUUCCCACGGCAGCGGCAAGGCCAAGCUCUGCGCCAGAGGCCAUUGGCGCCCCGCGGAAGACACCAAACCGAAGGAGCUCGUCGCCCUCUACGGCCCCCAAAAUUGGAAUCUCAUCGCCGAGAAAUUGGACGGAAGAUCCGGGAAAAGCUGCAGGCUGCGGUGGUUCAACCAGCUGGACCCGAGGAUAAACCGGCGGGCGUUCACGGAGGAGGAGGAGGAGGGGCUGAUGGCGGCGCACAGAAUGUACGGAAACAAAUGGUGAUGAUUGCACGCUUGUUUCCUCUAGAGAGAAACAAUUUGGGGCUAUUUUUUAAUUCUUUUGGGGUUAGUUUCAUUAUUUGGAAUUGGAUCUGUUUUGAAAUAAGACUAAAGGUCCUUUUUGGUCCUUAACAUAUGGAGAUUUUUUUAUUUUGGUCCAAAAUCUUA
Molecule: messenger RNA, 1175 nt
Organism: Salvia hispanica
Lineage: Eukaryota; Viridiplantae; Streptophyta; Magnoliopsida; Lamiales; Lamiaceae
Product: transcription factor CSA-like
Biological process (GO): regulation of DNA-templated transcription
Cellular component (GO): nucleus
Molecular function (GO): RNA polymerase II cis-regulatory region sequence-specific DNA binding; DNA-binding transcription factor activity, RNA polymerase II-specific
Source: RefSeq, a predicted model, not a curated record